Phialemonium atrogriseum is the source of this 813-nucleotide messenger RNA. RefSeq lists its product as uncharacterized. The transcript has 2 exons. Lineage: Eukaryota; Fungi; Ascomycota; Sordariomycetes; Cephalothecales; Cephalothecaceae. The record is from RefSeq and is a predicted model, not a curated record. The coding region runs from base 1 to 813 and encodes 270 amino acids.
AUGGGACACCGGUUCGAAGCUUUCCGGGACCUUCCAGGUGAAAACAACCUUUCCGCCUAUGUCGUCACGAACCGUGUCCGACAGGCAUGCCAGAGAAGCCGGGACGCUAUCGACCGCGAAUCGGAACUCGUAAACCAGUCGCCCUGGGGGUCCUUCAAUGUUCCCUGUCACCCCGCAACCAGGUUGAUCUUCAACAAGAGCCAGGACACCAUCCACCUCCAGACGGGGUGCCCCAUCAGGCCAAGCACAACCGAGUGGUUCGACCCAAGCGUAAUAGCGGGCGCGGGACCCCUCGCCAACGUCAUCCUCGGCUCCGCCUUCCCUCGCCUCCGAGACAUCAAGCACCUCGCCCUCCCCUGGCACGAGAACUGGCCAAGGGGCAACCCGGGCCUGUGCACGAUGACCCAGAUCGUCCGCGACAAGAGCUUCCUCUGGGCGCCGGCGCACUUCCCCGCCCUCGAGACCGUCUACCUCGUCGACUACGACAGCAUCCGCCUCUUCGGCAACACGCCCGACCCGGCCGCGCGCGUCUUCGCAGGAGACAGGUGCCGCUUCGUCGAGGUGCUGCCCACGGACCCGGCGUGGUACUGCGCGGGCCCCGCGCUCGCCGCGGCCGCCGCUUAUCAGGCCGAUUACCUGACGCCCUCUGAUGCCCGGAACUGGCUGUGGGGGCUGCCCAUGUCGCGGGACCUGCCGCGGGGGAGUGGGUACUGUCACCCUGGGCUCAGGGACCGUGACUUGCCUGACUUUUGGGUGGGUGCGACGCACCGCCAGCAGGUUGUCUACAAGGUCUUGGUCUGUAUUCAGGAUUGA